ACAUGUUUAACGUACACUGCGUCGGCGUGUAUCUCUGUUACUGUUGUGUGUAUGUAUGUCACUGUACACAUUAACCAAACUCUAUUUGUCUCCUCUCCUUUAAAGGACCAAUAACCAACGUAAAUCUUUUCAUGGAUUCUCUUCUUUUCUCUCCAUUUCUCAGCUCAACCCCAUCAGAAUUUCGUCAUUUUCCGGCAAUCUUUUCUUGAUUUUCCGACCUGUAUACAACUCUCCGGCCAUUUUUCCGACCAUAUUCCACCGGAAGUUAAACCAAAGGUGGUUCACAUGGUCUUUUUAUUUAAGGGUGUUGAUUUUCUUGAGUAGUAAAAUUUUGUACUUUCAAGAAUAGUAAAUUCUGUUCAAAAGCUAUUUGGGUUCUAAUCUUGUGGACGGAGUUACGUAAUACCAUUGUUGCGGGAGGUGGCAGGUAGGUGUGCAUUAGCUGGGUCGGAUACCACGGUCAUUAAAAAAAAAAGAAAAAGGAGAUAUAGAGUAGUAAAGUUUUGAACUUUCAAGAAUAGUAAAUUUUGUCCAAAAGUUAUUUGGUGUUUUUCUUGUUAUUUAACUGUGUUUGGUAAUUGAGGAAAGGGGUAAAAAAAGGACAAACUUUUUAACUGUAAAGAAGUUGUCGUUGUCUGUUUAUGUUAAAAAAGCCAUGGUGGGAAUUGUCUAGAGUUAAUGGAUUAAUGGGUAUCUGUUCAUUCUUCUGACAUUUUUCUGUUGAUGGAAUUCCAAGUUGGAGUUUGCAUAUUCUCUGCUUUGUUUGUAGAGUUAAAAGGGGGGCGGAUAUUUAGGUAAGCUAAAUUAAAGAAUCUUGAAAUGGGGCAUUUUUCUUCCAUGUUUAAUGGAUUAGCAAGGUCUUUUUCCUUGAAGAAAAGAAAGAAUAACUCUGGAGAUGGGAAAUAUGAUGGUAGAGAUGCUGUUGAAGCUAUGGCUAAAGAAGCCAAGAAAAAUGACUUGAUAUUAAGGUCUUCAGGAACUGUAAAUGUUGAUGGUUCUAAGAAUUUUGCUUCAUUAUUCUCCAGGAGGGGUGAAAAAGGAGUAAAUCAAGAUUGCUUCAUUGUUUGGGAGGAAUUUGGAUGCCAAGAAGACAUGACAUUCUGUGGUAUAUUUGAUGGGCAUGGUCCUUGGGGUCAUUUUGUGGCAAAGAAGGUUCGAGAAUCGAUAGUGUCAUCGUUGCUUUGCAAUUGGCAGGAGAGUCUUGCUGAGGCUUCCAGUGAUCCAGAUUUGGAUUUAGAUUCUGAUAAAAAGCGUCGAAGGUUUAACAUAUGGAAGGAUUGUUUCUUAAAGUCAUGUGCAGCUGUAGAUCAGGAGCUGGAACACCAUCCUAAAAUCGAUACAUUUUACAGUGGAACCACUGCUUUAACAAUAGUCAGACAGGGUGAGGUUCUUUUUAUAGCAAAUGUUGGCGACUCACGUGCUAUAUUGGCUACCACUUGCGAUGAUGGCAACUUGGUAUCAGUUCAGCUCACUGUUGAUUUCAAGCCUAAUCUACCUCAGGAAACAGAGAGAAUACUGCAGUGUAAUGGUAGAGUAUUUUGCUUAGAUGAUGAAUCUGGGGUGCACCGAUUAUGGCUGCCCGAUGAAGAAUCCCCUGGAUUGGCAAUGUCUAGAGCCUUCGGGGACUAUUGCGUGAAGGACUUUGGUCUAAUUUCAGUGCCUGAUGUGACUCAAAGGCAUAUCACAAGCAAAGACCAAUUUGUUGUGCUGGCAACAGAUGGGGUGUGGGAUGUUAUAUCCAACCAAGAGGCUGUAGAAAUUGUAUCAGAAAGUCCAGAUAGGGCGAAAGCGGCCAAGCAUCUGGUUCAACGUGCUGUCCGUGCUUGGAAACGUAAGAGGAGAGGGAUAGCUGUAGAUGAUAUUUCAGCAAUUGUACUCUUCUUUCAUUCUAAUCAUUUCUGUCAGCACAUUUACCCUGUAACUACACCAGAAUAACACUUGAUAGAAAACGCAAGUUUCUGUC
Capsicum annuum is the source of this 1963-nucleotide messenger RNA. Its product is annotated as probable protein phosphatase 2C 34. Gene Ontology annotation, molecular function: protein serine/threonine phosphatase activity. Gene Ontology annotation, biological process: protein dephosphorylation. NCBI's taxonomy places the organism in Eukaryota, Viridiplantae, Streptophyta, Magnoliopsida, Solanales, Solanaceae. The record is from RefSeq and is a predicted model, not a curated record. The transcript is spliced from 6 exons. Bases 820 to 1935 code for a protein of 371 amino acids.